GUGGAAGCUCCCAUGCUGCUCAGCUACCAGCGAGGGGAAGUGUUUGUUAGGGCUUCAGAGUCUUCCUCGGCUGGAUCAUCCCGUGCGAAGACUCUUGGCUAUGUCCUGCUCUCUUGCACAGCUCUGUUCGCCCUGGCGCUCCUCAUCGGGAGCACUGGCCCGAGACGAUCCGAGCUGGGGAUGAUCGGAGACAUUAGCACCAUCGGCGAGAUCCAUGCCGCGUACAUCCAUGGCAGCAUCCCGACGGCAGCGCAGGAGGCGGACGACAUCAUGGACCUUCCCUUCCCUGAUGCUAGGAACGGAUCCGACGCCAAGGAGUGGAUGCCCAGCGCGUACAUCAGAGGGUCGAUCGACACGUCAGCUCAAGAGGCUCAGGAUAUCACUGGGGUGGCGAAGGACCCGAGGAAGGAGUUCUUGUAUCAGACCAAGGCGAAGACGAGCAAGCUGGGGAUGAUUGGAGAUAUCCACACCAUCAACUCAAUCCAUGCCGCCUACAUUCAUGGCAGCGUCCCCACGGCCGCUCAAGAGUCUGAUGAGAUCACUACUUUCGCCUUCCCGGAUGAGAGGAAUGGAUCGGACUCAAAGACCCUCAUGCCCAGCGCUUACGUCAGAGGUUCCAUCGAUACUUCCUCUCAGGAAGCCUCGGACAUCACUGGCGUUGCCAAGGACCCAGUGAAGCGAAGCUCCAGGCGAAGCAGAGCCGACUUGAGAGCCAUUACAACCCCCAGCUGAAGGCAAGGAAGUCCCAGCUAGGAAUGAUUGGAGACAUCAGCACCAUCAACGACAUU
Molecule: messenger RNA, 788 nt
Organism: Guillardia theta CCMP2712
Lineage: Eukaryota; Cryptophyceae; Pyrenomonadales; Geminigeraceae
Exons: 9
Source: RefSeq, a predicted model, not a curated record